Salvelinus sp. IW2-2015 is the source of this 1065-nucleotide messenger RNA. RefSeq names its product inositol-pentakisphosphate 2-kinase. Gene Ontology annotation, biological process: inositol phosphate biosynthetic process. The record is from RefSeq and is a predicted model, not a curated record. Gene Ontology annotation, cellular component: nucleus. NCBI's taxonomy places the organism in Eukaryota, Metazoa, Chordata, Actinopteri, Salmoniformes, Salmonidae. Gene Ontology annotation, molecular function: inositol-1,3,4,5,6-pentakisphosphate 2-kinase activity; ATP binding.
CCCAUGGAAAGUGGAAACGGUUGAGCCGCUACUGUCCCUUGGACCUGUUCUCAGGGAACAAACAGAGAAUGUCCUUAGCCAUCAAGCACUUGAUAGAGGAACCUCAAAACAACUUUAAAAUCUUCAAGGGUGGAGAGUGUAUCUACAGCUGUAAGGAUGAUGCAGACGUGUUACAGGACCUAGAUGAAUUGGCUCAGCAUCUACGGCCAUACUUCCUCCCCAAUGGCAGCCUUAUGAACGGACACCAGUCCAGUAAGGUGGUUCUGAAUGAGUUGAUCCAGGUGAUCGUGAGUGCCCUGUUGAGUUCCUGGGAUUCCAGGAAGACUCACCUGUCUGAGGGCAGAGCGAGGUGUGAGGCCAGCCUCCUGCACCGGGACCUGCUACGCAACACUAACCACUGCCUACCCAAAGAUUGUGUCCUGGACAAAAUCCUGGGGACUCAGAUGCUGGAUAGUUUAGACAUUGAGGGGUUAAACCCCCUGUUUAAACGAGUGGAGCAGCAUCUACAGGACUUUCCUAAAGAGAGAAGUAGCCUUCAGAUAGACGGUCCGUACAGCCAGAGCUUCCUGGAGAAGAUCCAGAAGUGUCCAACUGAAGACGAUGGCUCUGUCGAGUACGCGGUCGGGAAGGUCCACCAGUACAGAGUUGCCAUGACAGCCAAGGACUGCUCUAUCAUGAUCACCAUAGCAACCUGUGGGGAGGAGGACGGGUUGGACCAGAGCCUGGAGAUCCAGCCUUCGAAGCCUCGUUCACCUACUCCGUGUCCAUCCUAGACCUGGACCCUAACCCUACGAGAGCAUUCCUCACCAGAGCAGACUGGACUCCCAAGAUAGUCAACCACUACCUGAGAAGCACCCUGCCCAACAACCAGGAACUAGCCAAUCAGAGUGUCUUCCUGGGCUGGGACAGAGAAGGAGAGGAACUGUACUCUGGUGUUCCCUCCUGUUUAACCACUCCUCUGCUGUCUGGCCUCCCCGCUUGGUGUUAUCAACACACUCCCUCUGCUGUCCUGUACCCUAACCCCUCCCUCCCCGUACCCUAACCCCUCCCUUCCCGUACCUAACC